AUGACCUCGACAAUCGACCCCAAGACGAUCGGCAAGCCCGGUGCUCGCACUGUGCGCAAGCAUGUCCGGUCUCUCACGGGCUAUACUCCCGAGACCGACGAAACGGGGAAGGAGAAGUGGCCGCGAGGGGACGAAAAGGCGUGGAAGACUUCCAUGCGCGGUCUCGACACCGAUAUCCCAUCUAUCACGAAGUCUAUUGUAGGCCAUGUCCAAACCUCGCUUGCACAACAAGCACACAACUUGGACGACCUCGGCGCGUACCAAGCCGCAGCGUUGUCUGUGCGGGACAAUUUGAUCCUAAACUGGAAUGAGACCCAAAUGCACUACACACGCAAGGAGCCCAAGCGCGCAUACUACCUGUCGCUCGAGUUCCUCAUGGGGCGCACGCUCGAUAACGCGCUGCUCAACCUCGGGCUGAAGCCGAAAUACGACGACAGCAUCUCGCAGCUCGGGUUCCGCCUCGAGGACCUGCUCGAGCAGGAGCGGGAUGCGGCUCUGGGCAACGGCGGCCUUGGACGGCUCGCGGCGUGCUACCUCGACUCGUCCGCGUCACAGGAGCUCCCCGUGUGGGGAUACGGCCUGCGCUACAAGUACGGCAUCUUCCAGCAGCUCAUCGCGCCCGACGGCAGCCAGCUCGAGGCACCGGACCCGUGGCUCGAGCACGACAACCCGUGGGAGCUCCCGCGCCUGGACGUCACGUACGAGGUGCGCUUCUAUGGGCACUCGGAGCGUCUAGACAACAUGAAGGCCGUCUGGAGCGGUGGGCAGGAGGUCUUGGCCAUGGCCUACGACACGAUGAUCCCCGGAUACGAGACGAAGAGCACGAACAACUUGAGGUUGUGGGAGAGCAAGCCGAAGCGCGGCUUUGAUCUUCAGAGUUUCAAUGCUGGUGAUUAUGAGCGUGCCGUCGAGUCUUCCAACAGCGCCGCGGCGAUCACUUCGGUGCUUUACCCGAAUGACCACACCACCUUCGGCAAGGAGCUUCGUUUGAAGCAGCAGUACUUCUGGACCGCAGCCAGCUUGGCUGACAUCAUGCGUCGGUUCAAGAACCUCGGCAAGCCAAUUUCUGAGUUCCCUGACUAUGUCGCAAUACAGCUGAACGAUACCCACCCAACCCUCGCCAUUCCUGAAUUGAUGCGCAUCUUUGUCGACGAGGAGGACGUUCCCUGGGAUGCAGCAUGGCAGCUUGUCACCAACACGUUCUUCUUCACCAACCACACGGUCUUGCCUGAAGCUCUGGAGAAAUGGCCGGUACCACUGAUGCAGAAUUUGCUCCCUCGACACAUGCAGAUUAUCUUCGAUAUUACUGAAAUUGUCGUUUCAGUGGUCGAGAAGAAGUUCCCCGGCGACCGUGAAAGGCUUGCUCGGAUGUCCCUCAUUGAGGAGGGGUACCCUCAGAACAUCCGCAUGGCGAACCUCGCGUGUAUAGGUACUCGAAAGGUCAACGGAGUAGCUGAGCUACACAGUGAGCUUGUCAGGUUAACCAUUAUGAAAGACUUUGUCGACCUCUACGGCGUUAGCAAGUUCUCCAAUGUGACGAACGGCAUCACCCCACGGCGCUGGCUCGAUCAGUGCAACCCCCGGUUGAGCAACCUCAUUAGCGAGACCCUCAAGCUUCCAAAGGCAGUGUUCCUCAAGGACCUGUAUAAGCUGGAGGGGCUUCUCCAGUUUGCUGAUGACCCGGCGUUCCAAAAGAAGUGGGCUGCGGUGAAACAAAGCAACAAGGAGCGUCUUGCGCAGCAUGUGCAGACGACACUUGGUCUUAAAAUUAAUACGCAUGCUAUGUUCGAUGUGCAGAUUAAGCGUCUGCACGAGUAUAAGCGUCAAACCCUCAAUAUCAUGGGCGUCAUUCACAGGUACCUCACCUUGAAGGACAUGACGCCAGCCGAACGGAAGAAGGUGAAUCCUAAGGUCGUCCUCUUUGCUGGUAAAGCGGCUCCUGGGUAUUACGUCGCCAAACUGACUAUCCGCCUCAUCGUCAAUGUCGCUCGCAUCAUUAACGCCGAUGCCGACACCAAGGACUAUCUCCAGCUCUACUUUUUGCCCGACUAUUCCGUCUCGCUCGCUGAGGUUCUGAUCCCGGCGUCUGACAUCAGUCAACACAUAUCAACAGCUGGAACGGAGGCGUCGGGAACCUCCAACAUGAAGUUCUGCCUGAAUGGUGGUCUGCUGGUUGGCACUGUUGACGGGGCCAAUAUCGAGAUCGCAGAAGAAGUUGGAGAACAGAACGUCUUCUUCUUCGGACACUUGACGCCUGCAGUGGAGGAUCUCCGGUAUAAGCACAUGUACCACCCAGUGCCUGUCGAGCAAAAGUGUCCUCCGCUAGCUCGUGUACUCAACGAGGUGUCGGCUGGACGUUUCGGUGAUGGAGGAGUCUACGAGCCGCUCUUGAACACUAUUAGGCAGCACGACUACUACCUGCUCACUGAAGACUUCGAUUCAUACAUCCAGGCCUUGAAGUUGGUUGACGAAGCAUACCAAGAUCGUACCGAGUGGAUCAAGAAGAGCAUCAGAACCACUGCAAAGAUGGGCAAGUUCAGCUCAGAUCGCGCAAUCCAAGAUUAUGCUCAGGAGUAUUGGAACAUCGAGAGUACCAAACCAGAGUAA
This is a messenger RNA of Postia placenta MAD-698-R-SB12, 2607 nucleotides long. Its product is annotated as glycosyltransferase family 35 protein. Gene Ontology annotation, molecular function: pyridoxal phosphate binding; glycogen phosphorylase activity. The record is from RefSeq and is a predicted model, not a curated record. Gene Ontology annotation, cellular component: cytoplasm. The coding region runs from base 1 to 2607 and encodes 868 amino acids. Gene Ontology annotation, biological process: glycogen catabolic process. The transcript has 29 exons. Lineage: Eukaryota; Fungi; Basidiomycota; Agaricomycetes; Polyporales; Adustoporiaceae.